Punica granatum (pomegranate) is the source of this 1894-nucleotide messenger RNA. Lineage: Eukaryota; Viridiplantae; Streptophyta; Magnoliopsida; Myrtales; Lythraceae. The record is from RefSeq and is a predicted model, not a curated record.
AAAUACAAAGGAUUUCUCACGCCUCACAGGCCCUGAGAGCUCAAACUCAUUUUUCUGCUACGUCUGAGGGCUCAAAACUCCUCCAAUUUGUAUAUAAUUGUCCAGUCCUCUCUGAAAUUCUUUCUGCAUUUCAUUAGAAGAGGAGGAGGAGGAGGAGGAGGAGGAGAACAAGGAGUUAUAGGGAGGCAUCAUGGGUACUCAAGCUCCGAUCUCGACUACCGAUCAUCAGAACUACGACCGCCAGACAAGCAUUGGGGAGAAGUUGGCCAAACAAAAGGCAAUAGAUGAUUGGCUACCAAUAACAUCGGCGAGGAAUGCCAAGUGGUGGUACUCAGCCUUCCACAAUGUCACGGCCAUGGUUGGAGCUGGUGUUCUUGGACUCCCAUACGCCAUGGCUGAGCUUGGAUGGGGGCCCGGCGUGGCCAUACUGGUGCUGUCAUGGGUCAUCACCUUAUACACACUGUGGCAGAUGGUGGAGAUGCACGAAAUGGUUCCAGGGAAGAGGUUCGACCGCUACCAUGAGCUCGGGCAGUAUGCUUUUGGAGAGAAGCUUGGGCUCUACAUCGUGGUCCCACAGCAGCUGAUCGUCGAGGUAGGGGUCAAUAUCGUAUACAUGGUGACGGGUGGGAAAUCGCUGCAGAAGUUUCAUGACACGGUGUGCUCGAACUGCAAGGACAUCAAGACCACCUACUUCAUCAUGAUCUUCGCCUCUGCGCACUUUGUCCUCUCCCACCUCCCCAACUUCAACGCCAUCUCUGGUGUCUCUCUUGCUGCUGCUGUAAUGUCCCUAAGCUACUCGACCAUUGCAUGGGGAGCUUCAGUCCACAAGGGAGUGCAGCCUGACGUUCAAUACGGGUAUAAGUCCAAGACCACAGCAGGAAAUGUCUUCAACUUCUUCAGUGCUCUGGGAGAUGUGGCCUUUGCCUAUGCUGGACACAACGUGGUGUUGGAGAUCCAAGCAACUAUUCCUUCCACGCCCGAGAAGCCAUCCAAAGGGCCAAUGUGGAGAGGAGUGGUCGUAGCCUACAUCAUCGUGGCCCUCUGUUAUUUUCCUGUUGCCCUGAUUGGGUACUGGAUGUUCGGAAACGCAGUCCAAGACAACAUUCUCCUCUCUUUGGAGAAGCCUGCCUGGCUCAUUGCCAUGGCCAACAUGUUUGUUGUUGUCCACGUCAUUGGUAGCUACCAGAUUUAUGCUAUGCCAGUGUUUGACAUGCUAGAGACUCUACUGGUGAAGAAACUGCAUUUCAAGCCCACCUGGAUGCUUCGUUUCAUAACCCGUAACAUUUAUGUGGCAUUCACAAUGUUCGUUGCAAUCACAUUCCCAUUCUUUGGCGGCCUUCUCUCAUUUUUCGGUGGAUUCGCUUUCGCCCCAACUACAUACUUUCUUCCCUGCAUAAUGUGGCUUGCAAUCUACAAACCAAGGAAGUUCAGCUUAUCAUGGUGGACAAAUUGGAUAUGCAUCGUCGCAGGCAUUUUCCUAAUGGUCCUAUCACCAAUUGGAGGAUUGAGGCAAAUCAUUAUUCAAGCGAAGGACUAUGAGUUCUAUUCUUAGAUAUAUAUAUUGCCAGGAAUGCUCUGAAAAGGAAAGCAGGUUGCAAAUAGGAAACUUCAAGAUAAGAAGUAAAGCAAAACAAUUAGAAAAUCCCUGGAACCCCCAUUGGUUAUUUAAGGAGUACUUUACUCAAGUUUUGUUUUUUUAGAGAUAUUAUGAUGUGUGCAUAUGAUGAUUUUCUUGUCUAGUUUGUCUCAUUCAAAGUGAAUGCAACGUGAGUUUCAUUCGUAGAAUUAUUGAAGGCCUCUUGGCCUUCGAUCCCUCUGUAUCUCACUGCUUAAAAAAAGCAUCAUCUGAGGGUUUUUUGCCAAUCCGAAAUAUAUGCCUUGUUAUUUGUAAUUA